UUAAAUACUACAAAAGAGACCUUUUAAAAAUACAUGUAUUUUGAAAAUUUAAGACAGGAAACACUUAUUAUCGGUUUACUCAAGCGACAUUUUUUUGUAACUGCAGUCAGGAGAGCAGGAAAUCAUGGCAGACCUUGGCAUCAAAGCAGGAGAAAGAGUGUUGCUGGUGUGGGCUCAGCCGUCGACACCAGAAGCCUUGAAACAAUAUGCUGAGGAACUGGGGGCAGCUGUGGGCGCUGACGGAAAAGUGUCCGUGGAGAACAUGGAGAGGCUGUCACUUUCCUCCCACACAGCUUCUUCCUUUGACUGGGUGCUGUCGUCUCUUCUGGCCGACAGCUCCUCCAUCCACAGUUCAGACUGCUUAGCUGAAAUGGUCAAAGUGCUGAAACCUGGUGGGAAGUUGGUUCUGGAUGAACCAGUUGCAAGUAAGACGAAUCAUUGCUUUCAGAUG
Molecule: messenger RNA, 451 nt
Organism: Cyprinodon variegatus (sheepshead minnow)
Lineage: Eukaryota; Metazoa; Chordata; Actinopteri; Cyprinodontiformes; Cyprinodontidae
Product: anamorsin-A-like
Exons: 3
Biological process (GO): iron-sulfur cluster assembly
Cellular component (GO): cytoplasm
Molecular function (GO): iron-sulfur cluster binding
Source: RefSeq, a predicted model, not a curated record